AAAAAUUAAAGACGGAAUCUUCCCACGGCCAGCUCGCCAGUUGUGCAUAUGACACAAACUCUCUCAGCUUCAUGCGUUAUGGCUCUUCCUCAACACCACUUUCAACAGCACUACCAACCCCAACAACAACAACAAUCUUCUAAGUCUUUCAGAAAUUUGUACACAAUCGACGGUCAUAUGACGCCGGCGAUGGCCUAUUACGACCCCAGCACUUUACAAGAUCACUCGCAGCAUCCCCCUUAUGUUCCACCCUUUCAUGUAGUAGGGUUUGCACCCGGUCCAGUCGCUGCAACAGACGGCAGUGAUAAUGGAGCUGAUUUGCAAUGGCAAUAUGGCUUCGAAUCCAAAAGGAAAAAACUCAAGGAACAGGAUUUCUUGGAGAACAACUCACAGAUAUCGUCUGUUGAGUUACUGCAACCGAGAUCAGUCUCCACGGGCUUGGGUUUGUCCCUUGACAAUACUAGAAUGGCUUCUACCGGGGACUCGGCAUUGCUGUCACUCAUCGGGGAUGACCUGGAUCAUGAGCUACAACGACAGGAUGCUGAGAUUGAUAGGUUCCUCAAGGCUCAGGGUGACCGAUUGCGGCAAAAUAUCCUGGAGAAGGUCCAAGCUACCCAACUUCAGACUCUCUCGGUUGUAGAAGAAAAAGUCCUUCAGAAGCUGCGAGAGAAAGAAGCAGAAGUGGAGAGCAUUAACAAGAAGAAUAUGGAGCUUGAAGAACGAAUGGAACAGUUGACUGUUGAAGCAGGUGCUUGGCAACAACUAGCCAGGCGCAACGAAAACAUGAUAUCAUCUCUAAGGUUCAGUCUUCAGCAUGUAUAUGCUCAAAGUAGAGAUAGUAAAGAAGGAUGUGGUGACAGUGAGGUAGAUGAUACAGCUUCUUGCUGCAAUGGCCGUACCCUCAAUUUUGAUAUGUUUUGCAAGGAGAACAAUGACGUGAAAGAGAUGAUGACUUGCAAGGCCUGCAGAGUCAAUGAAGUCUGCAUGCUUCUAUUACCUUGUAAGCAUCUUUGCCUAUGUAAAGAUUGUGAAAGUAAGCUUAGCCUUUGUCCUCUGUGUCAGUCCUCUAAGUUUAUCGGCAUGGAGGUAUAUUUGUAACGCAUUAUGCGUCAAAGUUCUUAUUUUCAUGUCGAAGUCAUAUGUCUUAAGUCAUAUGCAUUGUUGUUGUCAUCUGAUGAUUGCUCGCUUGAGCACAAGACUGCCAUUAUUUGGCCAUCCAAAAAUGGAGCUUAGGAGCAAAGAGCUGCAUUGGCAUUAGCCGUUUUGUGAAUAGUAGCAUGAUUCUAAAUAUUCUUAUACUCUUAUAUAUGUUUAUUUCUAUAUGAAUUCUGAAAUACUUUGUUUCGACUUACUGAACGAACAUCAAUCAAUUGAACCUUCCUUUUGAA
Prunus mume (Japanese apricot) is the source of this 1388-nucleotide messenger RNA. It is a transcript of the gene SBP1, whose product is annotated as S-ribonuclease binding protein 1. Gene Ontology annotation, molecular function: ubiquitin-protein transferase activity. The record is from RefSeq and is a predicted model, not a curated record. NCBI's taxonomy places the organism in Eukaryota, Viridiplantae, Streptophyta, Magnoliopsida, Rosales, Rosaceae.